GUAACCAUAACAUAGUCUGACCAAUACCUGGGUGGAAAGGGAAGGUGUGAAAAUGCAUGUCCUGGGUAUAAAAAUGGUACUCGGUGCAUCUAUCUGUAUCUACCCUUCAGGAUUUCACUGAUUUCACCAUAAUUCAGUAAAACGAUCGCAUAUCCUAAAACUUCUAAAAUGGCUCUCAACGAAACCGAGAUGAAAGCCAUCAAGAUUGAGGAAACUGAAGAUAGUGGUGUUUAUGACGUAAACUCCUCUUUUGAUUUGACUGCUUCAUUCAACUCUUCAGAGUCUCGACCCCGAGUGCCCGACGAAGUGCGCCUGCGCAUCAAUAACAGAGAACGACAACGGAUGCAUGAACUCAAUGAUGCUCUAGAUGAAUUGAGGCGAGUGUUACCCCACUCUAAUGGACCAUCCAGGAAGAAAUUGUCUAAGCUGUCUACACUUGUACAUGCAAGGAGUCACAUCAUAUCGCUGUCUCGCUCCAUAGAAGAAAUGAAAACCAUGGUUAAUUCCUUGUCAAAGAUAGAUCUACAUGGUGAAUUCUACGAUCACGAAGAAAGGAGAGGAUCAAAGUAUUUAAACCAUUCCAGUGCUUUCGUUCCCGCAGGACCAAGGUACUCGCCGUAUACAUCGACACCAAUUAAAUCCGGACUGGGAGAUUUCCAAACACCACCAACUCAGGGAGCAAAUACCUUACCACUACUCUUAAAGCUUCAGGAAUCCACAAUUAAAAGAAAAGAAAACACGGACCCUUAUAAACUCAAAGAAAACGUAAAUGACUCGUUUAGUUUUGGAAGGCUAGAUUUCUUGAGCUUGCCGCUGGGCGACAGGACAAAUUCAUCUUUAUCUCAAUACAUGACGGCACCUUUAGAUCCGAUCAGAAGAGAUGUCCCGGAAGUCGUCCAUGCAGCUUCCGGUUUCUUCACUCCGACCAAGAACCAGAACUCAUCACCAGCAAAGCCUGUUCUCAAGUUUUCUGUCGAGUCAUUACUCGGACUGUCAUCAAACAAAAGUGAAAACUUUUGUGAUAAUUCUGUUAUGAACGAUAAAGAAAGUGAUUUAUAGUGCUUAUACCAGUGUUUUAAUGCUGAGAACGACAUGUUUAUGUAAA
Messenger RNA from Saccostrea cuccullata (small rock oyster), 1105 nucleotides. RefSeq lists its product as uncharacterized. Gene Ontology annotation, cellular component: nucleus. Gene Ontology annotation, molecular function: DNA-binding transcription factor activity, RNA polymerase II-specific; protein dimerization activity; E-box binding. The transcript has a single exon. The record is from RefSeq and is a predicted model, not a curated record. Lineage: Eukaryota; Metazoa; Mollusca; Bivalvia; Ostreida; Ostreidae. Bases 169 to 1059 code for a protein of 296 amino acids. Gene Ontology annotation, biological process: sensory organ development; positive regulation of transcription by RNA polymerase II; axon development.